Messenger RNA from Physella acuta, 3783 nucleotides. RefSeq lists its product as uncharacterized. Gene Ontology annotation, molecular function: GTP binding; GTPase activity. Gene Ontology annotation, biological process: small GTPase-mediated signal transduction. Lineage: Eukaryota; Metazoa; Mollusca; Gastropoda; Physidae. The record is from RefSeq and is a predicted model, not a curated record.
UCAUUCACAAAGUACCGAUCCUAGGUCGACCACCGUGUCGAGGGGCGCGCCGAGUGUUACAACAGACCGUUAGCGAUAAAUGAAAGCGAGAGUCUAGACGGGCUUCUGAGGAUUUGCCGGUUUUGGUUGGGUCCUGGCCAUGUGUGUGUAAUGCUUUGCUCACAAGUUAAGGAAUGUUAAGGAUAUCUGGAUUUCUCAUGUUCAGCAGGAUGUAAGCUGUGGAGACUCUCAUAACACCAUCCACUGGUGACUACAACAUUUUGUCAUUAAAUUACACAGCAAUUCUUGAACUCUCAGUCAAGUAGACUAGACCAGAUACUCUCAGUCAAGUAGACCACGAUAGAUUUUGUGCAUUCAUCAAAACUCUCAGUCAAGCAGACCACGCUAGAUUUUGUGCAUUCAAUGAAAGACAAGAAGUGCCCAGAGUUUGUUUUCAUGCCAUUGAAAGAUGGAGCCGGAGGGCAACCCCCUAGGAGUAGUGAGGGGGUUGCUCAACCCCCUAGGAGUAGUGAGGGGGUUGCUAAAGAUGGAAGGUUGGCUGACCACAAAGAAGUGCGGUCCAAGAUUGUACUGGUGGGUCCAUGUGGUUGUGGGAAAACAGCCUUGAUUCAUCAAUACGUGCAUUCUUCAUUUCUGCAGACUUACGUUCCGACUGGCUUCGAUACCUACACAAGUCAGUACAGUGUGUCAGACAACUACAAAAUUUACAUGUCAAUAUGGGACACCUCAGGUGACGUGGGCUAUGACAGGGUCAGGCCCUUGUCCUACACAGAGUGUGAUUUGGUCAUUAUUUGUUUUGCCAUUGACAAACCAGAAAGUCUAGACGAUGUUGUCUCAAAGUGGUACCCUGAAGUGAAGGAGCAGUGCCCCAGUGUCCCCAUCAUGUUGGUAGGCUGCAAGUCUGACAUGCGCACACAGAUCAAGUCAAUGUCUCCUGACAAAGUCAGGCCUGCCUUUGUUACAUAUGACCAGGGCCUAAAGACAGCCAAGCACAUUGGAGCUCUGGUCUACUCUGAGACCUCAGCCAAACUCUCCCAGAGGAGCGUCAAUGAUGUCAUGGAGGUCGCUGCCCUCUCCUCAGCAGGCUCUAAGAAUGGCUGCUCAUUCAACAGCAGCAGCGGCACCACAACCACCGCCAGCAACGGCAGCGCUGGCAGCAGUGCCAACAGCAGCAGCAGUGGGGAGAGUCCCAGCUUCAGACGACAGCGCUCUUUUAGUCGAAGAAAAGGGUUUAGUGGCAUGAAUGAGGCCAAAGUUCACCUGCGUAAGGAAGCGGCCAAGAGCUGCAUUGUCAUGUGAUGAACUCAAGGGUCAUGUGACUGCUAGAUUUGGCCCAAUGUGAAUACACUGUAAAUAUAUAAAGUACAUUUCACCUGCUUUUCAAGGGAUUUUAUCUGUGGAUUUCUCCAUUUUAUUGAAAUCAUGGAUUUCUCCAUUAUUCUUUAAUAGAAAUCAUUGAGUUUGUAGAUCCAGUUCAUCUUGUUUAAUUACAGUAAUUCUAGUUUUGGGCUGUCAGCAGCUGAUUAUUAACACAUUAACAUAAUUGAGCUGUUAGCCAUCACUUCAUUUUGUGAUACAAGAAAACUAGCACACCUGCUGUGCUGAUCUGAACACAGCUCAUGUUAGACUACACACAAUACGUGUGUUUCUUUAGCACACCUCACAAGCUAGUCAUGAUAUUUAUUUAUCUGUUGCAUUUAUAGUUGGUUCACAGAUUCACUUGUAUUGGUUUGGUUUAGUUAGUCUAGACAUGUCAGCUUUCUAGUAAAAUGUCAGGUUCACUAGCUAGAAGAUGACUGUUAGCGAGGUGGGUUAACUGUGAAGGUUGGUGUUAGUUCAUUCCUGUUUCAAACUGAGCCAUCAUGUGUGAGAAAUGUAGGUUUGCGAUGUGCUUUCCUUGAGUGAUGUAAUAUAACACUGCAGUAUUGACUUAUUUAUUAUCCAUUCAAGAGAUUUAUGUCACCCUUUUAAUGUUGUCGUCUGUGUGGGUCACCCUGUUGUCACAAGUCACCCUGCUGUCUUGUGUAUCACACUGCUGUCUUGUGUAUCACUAUGCUGUCUUGUGCAUUACAGGGCUGUCUUGUGUAUCACCCUGCUGUCUUGUGCAUUACACUGCUGUCUUGUGCAUUACACUGCUGUCUUGUGCAUUACACUGCUGUCUUGUACUUGGCAGUGAGGAAUAUCUGAUGUCAGUUUGCAUGUACCUAGAAAUGUAUUUCAACUCUACCUGAAAAUAUUGCUAUGUAAAAAGACACUUGUUACACAGCUAAAUAUUUGUGCUGGCUGUUUGCUUCAGUGAUGCCAAGUAGCAGCAUAGCAAGUCAAACAAAAAUAUAUUUUGUCCAUGUUGGGUGUCUGACUAGCUGGGUGUCUGACUAGUUGGGUGUCUGAUUAGCUGGGUGUCUGAUUAGCUGGGUGUCUGACUAGCUGGGUGUCUGACUAGCUGGGUAUCUGAUUAGCUGGGUGUCUGACUAGCUGGGUGUCUGACUGUCUGGGUGUCUGACUAGCUGGGUGUCUGACUGUCUGGGUGUCUGACUAGCUGGGUGUCUGACUAGCUGGGUAUCUGACUAGCUGGGUGUCUGACUAGCCGGGUGUCUGACUAGCUGGGUGUCUGACUAGCCGGGUGUCUGACUAGUUGUAUGUCUGACUAGCUGGGUGUCUGACUAGCUGGGUGUCUGACUAGCUGGGUGUCUGACUAGCUGGGUGUCUGACUAGCUGGGUGUCUGACUGUCUGGGUGUCUGACUAGCUGGGUGUCUGACUGUCUGGGUGUCUGACUAGCUGGGUGUCUGACUAGCUGGGUGUCUGACUAGCUGGGUAUCUGACUAGCUGGGUGUCUGACUAGCUGGGUGUCUGACUAGCCGGGUGUCUGACUAGUUGUAUGUCUGACUAGCUGGGUGUCUGACUAGCUGGGUGUCUGACUAGCUGGGUGUCUGACUACCUGGGUGUCUGACUAGCUGGGUGUCUGACUGUCUGGGUGUCUGACUAGCUGGGUGUCUGACUGUCUGGGUGUCUGACUAGCUGGGUGUCUGACUAGCUGGGUGUCUGACUAGCUGGGUGUCUGACUAGCUGGGUGUCUGACUAGCUGGGUGUCUGACUAGUUGUAUGUCUGACUGACUGGGUGCUGUAUAAAACCUGACACAGAUCACAAAAGCUCUCCACAUCAUCUUGUUGUAUUUAUGUGACAUGUGAAUCUUAAACUGUUUUUUCUCCUUAUACAAAUAAUCCAUGAUUUAGUGAAGUAACACAACAGAUAUACUGUGGUCAAAUUUUCAUUGUAAGAAACCUGACCUAGUCAGCUGUUUCUUUAAAGGCCCUAGUUUGUGUUAUCUUUUUGUACACUCUCCAAUGUGAGGAGAUAGACAAUGUCAUUGCAUGCCCUCAGACAGCAUUGAAUGUUUAUUUAACCUGUGGAAGUGGCCUUAAUAAUUGUACUCAAUUUUACAUGAUCGCCAUCAAAGUGACCUUAUGACCUUGAUUGAUCGGCCAUUAAACAAUUUUUUCUUAAAAUUGGCAAAUACACCUGCUGCAUAACAUGGGGUCCAGUGUGUGCCAGACAACUCUGACUAGUCCACGGAAGGGGCUGAUUGUAUGGGUUAUUUCCCUUUCCUAGACAUGGCGCAGUGGUUCACGCCAUCAGAAGAUGGAAGACAUGACCUUGGCAUUGCUGGCUACUUGGGACUCCCAUAUUUUAAGUCUUUCAUUGUUUCAUUGUUCAAUUUUUAUUGUGAAAUGUUUUUUUUUUCUUAUUAAAUGAUUACUAGUUAUAAAAUGGUUGAAAAAUU